Megalobrama amblycephala (Wuchang bream) is the source of this 8150-nucleotide messenger RNA. Its product is annotated as protein unc-80 homolog. Gene Ontology annotation, cellular component: cation channel complex; axon. Gene Ontology annotation, biological process: monoatomic cation homeostasis. Gene Ontology annotation, molecular function: monoatomic cation channel activity. NCBI's taxonomy places the organism in Eukaryota, Metazoa, Chordata, Actinopteri, Cypriniformes, Xenocyprididae. The record is from RefSeq and is a predicted model, not a curated record.
AUGUUGCCCACCAUCUUUUCUCUUGCAGAAUACGGCAGUGCAGGUGAGAGGUCCAGGAGGGCGAAUAAAAGAAACUUCGACAAGGCUGGCUUCGGGAACAACUUCACCACUGGAGGAGAUAAGUCUCUGGCCCAGAGCAUGGAGACUGUGGUGGUGGGCUGCAUGUUCAAGUCUCUCAUCACGAGAUGUGCCUCCACUACACAUGAGCUUCACAGCUCUGAGAACCUGGGUCUUUAUUGUGACAUACGUCAGCUGGUUCAGUUUAUAAAGGAGUCUCAUGGAAAUGUCUUUCGGCGCGUGGCUCUCAGUGGCCUCCUGGACAGCGCAGAAAAACUUAAUACUACUAAAAAAACAGACGAAAAGGAGGAAACCAAGCCAUCUGCAGCAAAAAACGAGGAGCAGAUUCCAGGAGCUCUUUUAGGAAGGAAAGACUUUUGGAGGAAGAUGUUCAAAUCUCAGAGUGCCGCCAGUGAUACAAGCAGCCAAUCAGAGCAGGACACGUCUGAGUGCACCACUGCCCACUCUGGUACCACCACAGACCGGCGUUCACGUUCACGAUCCCGACGGAUCUCACUGCGCAAGAAGCUCAAAUUGCCCAUAGGUAACUGGCUGAAACGCUCCUCUCUGUCUGGACUGGCUGAUGGGGUGGAGGACCUGCUGGACAUCAGCUCAGUGGACAGACUGUCCUUUAUCAGACAGAGCUCCAAGGUCAAGUUCACCAGUGCAGUGAAGCUGUCAGAGGGUAACGCUGUUGAAUAUGGGCGAGAGGAAGAGGAGAAUUUCUUCAAGCGGCUCGGUAAAUGGCGGUCUGGUCGGAGGAACCCUUCCAAGAUUCACCACACAGAAGAGAAAGAUGGUUGCCACGGAUUCCAGGAGCGCUUGGCUGCCAGUCAGGAGGCCAUAAAGAAUAAGAACAUUGUGAAUCUAGGUGCAAUCAGACAGGGCAUGAAGAGGUUUCAGUUCCUGUUGAACUGCUGUGAGCCGGGAACCAUACCAGAUGCUUCGAUUUUAGCUGCGGCGCUGGACCUGGAAGCUCCUGUGGUGGCAAGGGCCUCGCUUUUCCUGGAGUGUGCCCGUUUUGUGCAUCGCUGUAAUCGUGGUAACUGGCCAGAGUGGAUGAAAGGUCACCAUGUGAACAUCACUAAGAGAGGGCUGUCCAGAGGACGAUCGCCUGUAGCAGGAAACAAACGGAACACGAAGCUCCAGUGGAACGCAGCCAAACAGUUUUACCAGUGGGGAGAUGCAAUAGGCACUCGGCUGAGUGAAAUUUGCCACUCGGACAGUGAGAGUCCAGCCAACAUCUUGGGUUUUAUCUACGAUGAAGAGAGCAAGAGGCGAGCGAAAAAGGAGGAUGAGGAGGAAGAUUAUCUGGAUGACAACACAGUCAACCCUACAAAGUGUGGCUGCCCUUUUGCUCUGAAGAUGGCUGCUUGUCAGCUGCUUCUGGAGAUCACCACUUUCCUGCGAGAGACUUUUCCCUGUCUCCCCAGACCCCGAACAGAGCCCCUUGUGGAUUUAGAGAGCUGCCGCUUGCGUCUGGACCCUGAUCUAGGCCGUCACCGCUAUGAGAGGAAGAUCAGCUUUGCAGGAAUCCUGGAUGAUGAAGACGGACACGAUUCUUUGAACAGCAGCAGCCACACCCUCAAGUCUGACACUGGCUGUGAGGAGAAGAAAUCAUCACAAGAGCCGCUGGCUCCCAUUAGGAAGAUCCGUAUUGGUGGCUCUCGUUUGCUACAGAUUAAAGGAGCAAGGAGUUUCAGAGUAAAGAAAGGAGGCUCUUUGUCUUCUAUCCGCCGAGCAGGGAGUCUGAAGAGCACUAAGAUGUCCAGACAGGACUCUGAGUCUGAGAAUGAUGUGGAUUCGGAGCGGCUGCUCUCCCAGAGCAGGGAUACUGUCACUGAUAUAGGAAGUCCGUGGAGUGCUAGCGAGCCAAGCAUUGAACCUGAAGGUCCUGGCAGCACAGGGGGUGUGGAGGACAACUACCAUCGCAAUAUGUCAUGGCUGCAUAUUAUGAUUCUGCUGUGCAACCAGCAGAGUUUCAUCUGCACUCAUGUGGAUUUCUGCCACCCCCGCUGCUAUCAGCACCACAGCCGUUCCUGCGCUCGGCUCGUUCGCGCCAUCAAACUUCUGUACGGCGAGACGGUGGACAGCCUGAAAGAGAACAGUGCCACCGGCAAUAUCAGCGGCCGUGCCAAGAAGAGCAAAGAGUGUUCAGAUAAAUCCUGCCUCCGGACCCCUUCCAUGAAAAGACGCCCCACUGACAACAGCGCUGAGGGGAAAAAAGACACUGGCAUGCUAAAAUACAUCCGCAACCAGGUGAUGAGCCUGUCUCCAGCCCCUCUGUCCUUGCUCAUAAAAGCCGCCCCUAUCCUGACUGAGGACAUGUACGGAGACAUUCUGCCUGCAGCGUGGGAGCUCCUGCUGAGUGUGGAUGAACAUAUGGCUGCAGCUGCAGCUGCCCUGUUCCUGCUGUGCGCGGUGAAGGUGCCGGAUGGAGUGACCGAGAUGAUGAUGGCUGAAUUUCAGCACCAGGAAGCGUGUCAGAGAAUUAACUCCAUUUUGAAGUUCUACACUGUCUGGAGAUUCCGUUACCAAGUGUGGCCUCGGAUGGAGGAAGGGGCUCAGCAGAUUUUUAAGAUUCCUCCUCCCAGCAUUAACUUCACUCUGCCCUCUCCUAUCCUGGGAAUGCCCUGUGUGCCCAUAUUUGACCCUCCAUGGGUUCCUGUGAAUGCAGGCACUGUUCCGGACGCAAUUAGUGAAGAUCAGUCUAAGUCAUUCUCGGCACGUGCAGUGUCUCGCUCUCACCAGCGGGCAGAGCACAUCCUGAAGAACAUGCAGCAGGAGGAAGAGAAGAGGAGGCUCGGUCGGGAGGCCAGCAUCAUCACGGCUAUCCCAAUCGCACAAGAGGCCUGCUAUGAGCCCACAUGUAGUCCCCCGCCCGAGCAGGAAGAAGAGGAAGAUGUGGUGAACCUGACAUCACGUCGUCUGUCCGUCAGCCCUUCCUGUGCCUCCAGUAACUCUCACAGAAACUACUCCUUUCGCAGAGGCUCCGUGUGGUCAGUGCGGUCAGUGGUCAGUGCUGAAGAUGAUGAGAACACAACAGAACUCACACCAACACAUCACAUGCUGCAGCCACCGCAGGCUGUUUUCCCUCCGUGCAUAUGUGCUGCCGUGCUGCCCAUCGUGCACCUGAUGGAAGAUGGAGGAGUUCGGGAAGAUGGAGUUGCAGUGUGUGCUGUUGCUCAGCAGGUCUUGUGGAACUGCCUGAUUGAAGAUCCAGCACUGGUUCUUAGACACUUCCUUGAGAAACUCACUGUCAGUAACAGACAGGAUGAGCUGAUGUACAUGCUGAGGAAACUGCUGCUUAACAUUGGGGAUCUGCCGGCACAGACCUCGCACAUUCUAUUCAACUAUCUGGUGGGCUUGAUCAUGUAUUUCGUGAGGACUCCCUGCGAGUGGGGCAUGGAUGCCAUAUCAGCCACAUUGACCUUUCUGUGGGAGGUGGUGGGUUAUGUAGAAGGGCUCUUCUUCAAAGACCUCAAACAGACUAUGAAGAAAGAACAGUGUGAGGUCAAGCUUCUGGUGACUGCCUCCAUGCCAGGAACCAAAACCCUGGUCGUUCACGGACAGAAUGAGUGUGACAUUCCCACCCAGUUACCAGUGCAUGAAGACACCCAGUUUGAAGCUCUUUUGAAGGAGUGUUUAGAGUUCUUCAAUAUUCCAGAGGCUCGAUCUGCUAACUACUUUCUGAUGGAUAAGCGCUGGAACCUUAUCCACUAUGCCAAGACCUAUGUGCGAGACAUCUACCCUUUCAGAAGAUCAGUGUCUCCUCAGCUCAACCUGGUUCAUAUGCUUCCAGAGAAGGGUCAGGAGCUCAUUCAGAAACAGGUGUUUUCCAGAAAGCUGGAAGAGAUUGGUCGAGUUUUGUUCAUCAUCUCGCUUACGCAACGUAUGCCUGCCAUGCACAAGCAAUCCCACGUCUCCAUGCUUCAGGAAGACCUUCUGCGGCUGCCGUCAUUUCCUCGCUCUGCCAUUGAUGCUGAGUUCAUCUUCAAUGAGCCUCUGGGCAAAGAGCUCUUCGGUUUGGACACGUUACAUAAGGUCCUAUGGAUCAAACUGCUGGAGGAGAUGUUUCUGGGCAUGCCCAGUGAAUACCCCUGGGGUGAUGAGAUUAUGCUAUUUCUGAAUGUGUUUAACGGUGCCCUGCUCCUACACCCCGAGGACAGCGCCCUCCUCAGGCAAUACAGCGCCACUGCCAUCAAUACAGCUGUACACUUCAACCACCUCUUCUCUCUCAGCGGCUAUCAAUGGAUCCUUCCCACUAUGCUCCAGACAUACGCAGAUUAUGAAAGUAACCCACUGUUGCGUCAAGGGAUUGAGUUCUGCUGCAGACAGUUCUAUAUCCUCCACCGUAAACCAUUCAUAUUGCAGCUCUUUGCUAGUGUGGCCCCACUGCUGGAGUUCACUACUCGCACUAGCACUGGUCUUUCGAAAGGCGUGUCUUCACAGUGUCUUUUUGACCUGCUGGUAUCUUUGGAGGGAGAGACUGCAGAUUCCUUGGAUGCUUUGGAGCUGGUGAAGGCUGAGAAACCUCUCCGCUCUCUGGAUUUUUGCUACGGUAAUGAGGAUCUGGCAUUUUCAAUAAGUGAAGCCAUUAAGCUGGGUGUCACAGUGGUUGCUUAUGCCCCAGAAUCCUACCGCAGUCUGCAAAUGCUGAUGGUUCUGGAGGCUUUGGUUCCAUGUUACCUGCAGAAGAUGAAGGGUAACACACAGACUCUGGAGUCCGCAUCUGCAGCGAGGGAUGAGAUUGCUGCCAUAGCUGCUCUGGCCACUUCUCUGCAGGCUCUGCUCUACAGCGUGGAGGCAUUGACACGACCUAUGACCGCACCUCAGAUGAGUCGAUGUGAUCAAGGCCACAAGGGAGCAACUACAGCCAACCACACCAUGUCUGGAGGACCAAACACCAGGGAUAACCUGCACCUGCUGGAGGAGGGUCAGGGUAUACUGAGGGAGGAGCUGGACGAGCGAAUCGCCCGUGAAGAGUUCCGUCGCCCCCGCGAGUCUCUGCUUAACAUCUGCACCGAGUUCUACAAGCACUGCGGCCCACGCCUCAAAAUCCUGCAGAACGUGGCAGGAGAACCCAGAGUCACUGCUCUAGAGCUGCUGGAUAUUAAGUCUCAUAUGAGACUGGCAGAAAUCGCUCACUCCCUUCUUAAAUUGGCCCCGUAUGACACACUGACCAUGGAAAGCCGAGGGCUGCGCCGCUACAUUACAGAGAUGUUACCCAUCACCGAUUGGUCGGCGGAGGCCAUUCGUCCCGCCCUCAUCCUCAUUCUGAAGAGGCUGGACCGAAUGUUUAACAAGAUUCAUAAAAUGCCCACACUCAGGCGGCAGGUGGAGUGGGAGGCGGCUAGCAGUCUGAUUGAAGGGAUUUGUUUGACACUUCAUCGGCAGCCAAUCAUCUCCUUCCUCCCUCACCUGCGCUCUCUAAUCAACGUCUGUGUCAACCUGGUGAUGGGGGUUGUGGGGCCGUCAAGCGUGGCAGAUGGACUUCCCUUGUUGCAUUUGAGUCCGUACCUGUCUCCACCCCUUCCCUUCAGUACUGCAGUUGUGCGUUUGGUUGCCAUGCAGAUCCAGGCUUUAAAGGAUGACUUCCCACUCAGUCAUGUGAUCUCCCCCUUCACCAAUCAGGAGAGACGAGAGGGGAUGCUGCUUAACCUCUUGAUUCCAUUUGUGUUGACUGUGGGCUCAGGAAGUAAAGACAGCCCUCAUCUGGAACAGCCGGAGGUUUUUCUGCUUUUGCAGACAGUCAUUAACAUCCUGUUACCUCCACGCAUCAUCAGCACCUCCCGCAGUAAGAACUUCGUUCUGGACGCGUCUCCUGCCCACUGCUCCACCCCAGGGGACACUGGGAAAGACCUGCGUAGAGAGGGACUGGCUGAAUCCACCAGCCAAGCAGCUUAUCUUGCUCUGAAGGUGGUCUUAGUCUGCUUUGAGCGCCAGCUGGGUAAUCAGUGGUACAAGCUGAGUCUACAGGUCAAGGAAAUGGCCCUGCGUAAAGUCGGCGGUCUGGCUUUUUGGGAUUUUAUUGACUUCAUAGUGCGCACACGAAUUCCAAUCUUCAUUCUACUACGUCCUUUCAUACAGUGCAAGCUGUUGACCCAACCAGCUGAGUCUCAGGAGGAGAUCACAGCCCGUCACCAUAUCGCAGAGCAACUAGAGCGUCGUUUCAUCCCACGAUCCCUCUGCAAGAGCUCUCUGUUCGCCGAGUUCAGCAACGAGCUCAAGAUCCUGAAAGAGGCUGUGCACAGCGGCUCCGCAUACCAGGGAAAGACGUCCAUCAGUACCGUUGGCACGUCCACCUCUGCAUACAGGUUAAGUCUCGCCACCAUGUCUCGCUCCAACACUGGAACAGGAACUGUCUGGGAGCAGGAGAGCCAACCCUCACGCCAGCCCUCACAGGAUACGCUCAGCCGUACCGAUGAGGAGGAGGAGGAAAAUGACUCCAUCAGCAUCCCCAGCGUGGUAAGUGAGCACGAAGCUUUCCUCCCCAGGCUCAUUUCCCAGCGGCGUUUCUCCAGUCACGCCACGGACUCGGCCGCCACUCAGCCUGAACCAGGCAUGAGCACCAUGCUGCCCAGCCACAGUGAACCCAAUGUGCUAGAUGAAUCCCAGGGGCUUCUGGAGGAGGGUAACCUGUCUAGGGUUGCCAGUGUGCAGAGUGAACCCGGACAGCAGAAUCUGCUCAUUCAGCCUCCUCUCGGUCGUAAGAGAGGACUUAGACAGCUGCGGCGACCCCUGCUGUCCAUCCAGAGGGUGCAGGACGAGUCCCGCGGGCGUCAGGGAGCCAGACUCUCAACGACCCGCAGGAGCAUUCAGCCUAAGAAUAAACCACUCGACAGGGCACAUGGUGACCAAAAAAGGUCUGUCACUUUCACUGAGACCCAGCAGGAAGCAGCGGGCAGAUCUCCUACUGCCACUCCCAGCCCCAGCAGCGGCCCAGCAGGGGUCACAGAGGUCGGCAGGAUGAGCCAUGCUGCCGGAGGACACUCUCCUUCCUCAUCACCCAGCAUCAAAACUGCCCCGCACAAACAGGCAUUGCCACAGGGCUCUCAGAGUGAGAAUAAAGACAGGAAAGAUCAGGCGAGUGUCAGAAGCAGUCUGUCUCCCACCCCUUCUGCCGCCUCCAGCUCCACUUCCAGAGCCUGCUCCCCUCUUCCUCCUCCCCUCCCUGUCCUGAGCACUCCGUCCCGGCCCAACCCAUCCCAGAUCAGAGAAAGUCCAGAGGAUGAGGAGACAUCUGGGCUUCUGCAAAACACCGACACCUCCCAGAGUCCAGAAGAGGACCGCGGCACAGAGAACCCACUGCUGACCUCGCUGCUCACACCCCAUGCCCUCUCUCCGCUCCCCCUGUCCCCUGUCGACCUGGAUCUGGACGAGUCUCACGUCUGAGAAUGUCCGGCUUCAGGAUGUAACGGUGCAAAACUGUGAAAAGAAGACAUUUUGAAGAAUGUCGGUAGCCAAACAGUUGAUGGACCCCAUUGACUUCCAUAUGUUUGACAUUCUUCAAAAUGACUUCUUUUGUGUUCAGCAGAAGAAAGAAACUCGUACAGGUUUGGGACAAGUAAAUCAUUUUUGGGUAUAUCUAUCCCUUUAAUUCUACCUGAUUAACCUGUGUCGUACCAUUCAGUCUUUAUUGAGAUCAUUUUAAUUUAAGUAUUCUGUGAAAAUCAUACAUUAGCUACAGGAACUCAUGUAAUUUAUAUAGAUGUAUUCUAAAUAUUUGUCUCUUAAAGUAUUUAUUCAGAGGAUUAUAUAAAAAUUAGAUAUGUAGAAUAAAUAUUAUAAAUGCUUUAUUUUCAGGGGAAAAAACAAUGCCAAGUUUGUUGCCAAAUAUUUGUUUGCUAAGAAAUACUCACAUAGACACAAGGAAAUAAGUCAUUAAAUAUUUAAAUAAUAUAAAUAUAUUUAAAUAGAAACAUUCAAAGCAUCUGAUUAUGUGUUUAAUUUCAGCCUAAUUCAACUUUGGUUACACUUUAUUUUAAGGUGACAUUGUUACUCAAAUACGUACUGAGUAAUAUUAACUAACUACUGUAAUUACUAUAGAGUUACGGUUAGUUAUUUAUGCAUAAUUUACAGUUAUUACUACA